This is a messenger RNA of Manihot esculenta (cassava), 3234 nucleotides long. Its product is annotated as transcription factor MYBC1. The transcript is spliced from 2 exons. The record is from RefSeq and is a predicted model, not a curated record. Bases 529 to 1503 code for a protein of 324 amino acids. Gene Ontology annotation, biological process: regulation of DNA-templated transcription. Gene Ontology annotation, molecular function: DNA binding; DNA-binding transcription factor activity. NCBI's taxonomy places the organism in Eukaryota, Viridiplantae, Streptophyta, Magnoliopsida, Malpighiales, Euphorbiaceae. Gene Ontology annotation, cellular component: nucleus.
GAGCGGCAGCGGCAGCGGCGCGUGUUUUAAAGCGUGGAAUAGGGGAGACGACGGGAAAUCCUUAAAAAUCAUAAAAUCUUGUAACUCUCACUCUCAAAGUAUAAGAUCCCCAACUCCCGGAAAAACAACAGGGACUCUUCUAGCCAUAAAAAUCAUAAGAACAAACAUCAGCAACAGUGCCCAUAAUAAAAGCUGGAAAGAAGAAAACAAGAUCCACCUCGAACCUCUCUCCAUCCUCAUACUCCGUCUCCUUCAAUUCUCACCGUCACGGCGUUACCACCGCCUCCGGCCAUCCUCAAAUCAAAUCAAAUUUUAGAUUGAGAGAGGGUGUGCCAGUGAUAUCUUUCUUUUUCGAAGAAAGGAUAAAAAUUUUCCAUAUUUGUGGGUCUCUUGUUCGCUUUCCUUUGGAUAUUGUUGUUGGUUAUUGGCCUAUUCAAUACCCAAUCCCUGAAAUCUUUCUUCUUUGGAGGAGAAUAGGGGAAGUGGUGAGUUGGGUUUGGGUCAAUUGUUGGGGAAACAAGGAAGGAAAUGAGGGAAGAUGAUUCUAAUUGGUUUUCAAGGUGGGAGGAAGAGCUCCCAUCACCUGAAGAACUUAUGCCCAUAUCCCAAACCCUAAUUACUCCUGAUCUUGCCCUUGCUUUUGACAUCCGUAAUCCUACUAGUACUGCCACCACCAACACCACCUCUCUUCUACAACAAAACCAGCCCCCUCCUCCUCCUGCACCACCACCACCCACCGCCACCACUCCAUCUCCCAAUAACCCCUUGCAAUCUUCCCAACCUAAUUCCGCUGAAUACGCCGCCGAUUCUGCUGACUUGGUUUCUGGUGCUGCAGGUGAUGAGCCUGCUAGAACACUUAAGCGGCCCCGGCUCGUUUGGACCCCCCAGCUUCAUAAAAGGUUUGUGGACGCCGUUGCACACUUGGGGAUAAAAAAUGCCGUUCCCAAGACCAUAAUGCAGCUCAUGAGUGUAGAUGGGUUAACUAGAGAGAAUGUUGCUAGUCACUUGCAGAAGUAUCGGUUAUAUCUGAAAAGGAUGCAGGGGUUGUCAUCUGGUGGUGCUGGUGGUGUUAAUGGCACUGGUGGUGGAGGGGGUGGUGGAUUGGCUGCAGGAUCCGAUGCAGCAACUGAACAUUUGUUUGCAAGCUCUCCGGUGCCUGCGCAUUUCUUGCAUCCAGGGAGGCCUAAUUCAGAUCAUUUCUUACCGUUUGUGCCAGUGGCAGCACUGCAACAUCAUCAUCACCAGCAGCAGAUGGCAGCAGCUGCAGCUGCAGUGGGGCAUCCCCAGUUGCAGAGUCAGUAUCAUAGGCAGAUGGGGCACUUUGGUCAACCUCCAAAUGGGCAGUUUGAACAUCCCUUUCUGGCUAGGCAGACACAACAGCCUGUGCAUAGGAUGGGAGCGCCAGUCCAUAACACAGUUCCAGGAUAUAUGGAAGAUUUGGAGUCGGCGAGUGGGAAUGGCGGAAGAAAGGUUCUCACUCUGUUUCCUACAGGAGAUGAUUGAAUUUGGGUAGAAAUUGGUCUUGGCCUUCCAUUGCCAGAUCUAAAAAUUUCUGAUGUUGCUCUUGGGUAUAUUUUGAGAGAUUGGGAUUGAUGGGUAGUGGCAGUUAUGGUGUUCUUCAAUUCCUACGGGCUCUUACUCGUGUAAUUAAGUGUCGGUAGCAGUCAGUAUUUCCCAUUUCAUUUUCUGGUGAUUGAUAUUGAUCGUGAGGUCAUUCUGGGCAGAGACAAUCCUUCUUAGUGUCCCUGGCAGCAAUUGUCUAUCAGUCAUGUUUGUUCAAUCUGAAUUUUGUAGAGGGUUUGCAUUAUCCCAGCAUAUUUUGGGAAGCGGCUGGUUGUUCUUACAUUUUAGAGUCUUUUCUCAGGGAGGUUUAACUGUCAGUGUUCAUGAUGGGGCAGUUGGAACAUGAAUUAUCUGAAUUUGUGCUUGCAGAUGAGGAUAAAUAAUUCUUGCAAGUGGAAUAUAUGUUAUAUAGAAUCUAAUUAUGGGGUUGGUGUAUUGGAUGGCACAUUUGGCACUGAGUUUCUCAACAAGUCCAAAAGCUCUUAUGUAGUUAAGUCUCUCUUCUGUUUUAUGAGAUGAGUUAUGUAGCGGUGAGCUGUACUUAUUGUACAUUGUGCGACUGCGUAGAAGACUAAAGCCCGAUGCGGGGGGUUAAAGAAUCACGAUGUUAUUAGACUGCUAUAUUUAAUUUAAUGCUCCAUGGACGUUUAAGUAGCUGAAUUUUCCUUCAUAACUGUGAAAUUAUCUUUGUUGCUUUUUUUAAUUUAAAUAUGUGGAGUGAAGAUCUGCACACCUAGUAAGACCAAGAAUGGUGAGAAAGAUGGCAGGAAUCCGAGGUAUUGAAUUAAGAUCAAAGUGAUUAUGAUUCCAAUUCAGCUAAUGAGCAUUCAACAAAGCAUAAAUGGAAUACAAACAAGAAAUCCCUUCCCACAGGCUAGCUGCCUUGCAAAUUAUUCAACCCCCAAGCUAAUAAAGAUGGAUCGCCAAAAGAUCAUAAGGAUUUGCGUGCACCAUUUGGCGGAUUGUUCUGUUAACUUAUAACUUUUCAGCGUCAGAAUUCCCAUAAUCCUCCUCAACAAUAUUUCCUGCUACGGCUGGCUCUCCCUCCUUAUCUCUUCUAGAAUAAACCUCCAAUUCUUCAAAGUGGGUCCUUGGGCUGGGCAUUGGCUCUUUUUUUUUUUUCAUCAAUAUCCAUUUCAAGUUGCAUAGAUAAUAAUUUAAAAGCUGCACUGCAUAUGAACCAAGGACGUCUCUUUAUUCUAUAUGUCAUUUACUCACAUUUUUCUCACUUUGUUGAAGCUUGAGUAGAGUAAAACAAGUAUGUAUGUUAAGCAUAACUCAACAAGAGUCAUUUAUUCUUGUUUCUAGUUGAAUUGUAAAAUAAACUUGAAAAAAGAUGAAACGGGGGAUAUUGGUGGACUGCUAUACAUACCUUAAUGCUUGAUUUGGAGAAUUUGAAAUGUUGUAUCUUUGGGUUAGAGCCACUGUUCUGAAAACUUAAACUGCUUAAUGAUUAUGUGUUUAUCUUGGAAAAUUUUCAUUUUUUGAGCUUCAGCGGGCAUCUGAAAGUUGGGAAAUUGGUCACUAUUUCAGUUCAUAAUCUGCUCAAAUUUUACAUGUAAUAUUUUUCUUAGCAUGGACCUUUCUUCUCCAUCACAUGGUGUCUUAUGUCCUUUGUGAUGAAUUGGAUUGUAUGAGCUUUUGGGAUUAAAUAAUGAUUAUUAGAAACCA